This is a messenger RNA of Pipistrellus nathusii (Nathusius's pipistrelle), 1611 nucleotides long. The record is from the annotation of a GenBank genome assembly. NCBI's taxonomy places the organism in Eukaryota, Metazoa, Chordata, Mammalia, Chiroptera, Vespertilionidae.
AUGGCUGCGCUGCGGAGGCUCCUGUGGCCGCCGCCUCGGCUCCCGCCGGCGCCCUCCCCGCACCACCCGCUCCCCGGGCCGUGGGGGCGGCCGGCGGGCACAGCCGCGGGCCCUCCCGGCCGGCCCGCGCCCUGCCCGGCGGAGGAGGAGGACGGGGCCGUGGCGCAGGCGGCGUGGCGGCGGCGGCGGCGGCGCUGGGGGGAGCUGAGCUUGGCGGCGGCGGCCGGCGGCGGGCUGGUGGGCCUCGUGUGCUACCAGCUGUACGGGGACCCCCGGCCCGACGCGGCGCGGGCGGCGCCGGCCCCCGGGGGGCCCCGCCCCGAGGGCGCCGGCCUGGAGGCGGAGGAGGCGCCCCGCGGCCGGGGGCUGCUGCCCAUCCCGGUGGCCGCGGCCAAGGAGACGGUCGCUGUGGGCAGGACGGACCCGGAAGACUUGGACCUCUAUGCCACAUCCCGGGAAAGGCGGUUCCGUUUGUUUGCCUCUGUAGAAUGUGAAGGGCAGUUAUUCAUGACUCCGUAUGAUUUCAUUUUGGCUGUUACAACAGAUGAGCCCAAACUUGCUAAAACAUGGAAGUCACUUUCCAAACCGGAAUUAAAUCAAAUGCUCUCUGAAACACCGCCAGUUUGGAAAGGAUCAUCAAAGCUAUUUCGAAACCUUAAAGAAAGAGGUGUGAUUUCUUACACAGAAUAUCUUUUUCUCUUGUGUAUUUUAACAAAGCCUCAUGCAGGAUUUAGAAUAGCUUUCAACAUGUUCGACACUGACGGCAAUGAGAUGGUAGACAAAAAGGAGUUUUUGGUGCUUCAAGAGAUAUUCAGGAAAAAAAAUGAAAAGAGAGAAACUAAAGGAGAUGAAGAAAAGCGUGCAAUGCUGCGUCUUCAACUGUAUGGAUACCAUUCACCUACUAAUAGUGUACUUAGACCAGAUGCUGAGGAACUUGUCUCCAGAAGCUACUGGGAUACACUGAGACGUAACACAAGCCAAGCACUCUUUUCAGACCUCGCAGAGCGUGCUGAUGACAUGAGUUUGGUAACAGAUACCACACUUCUUGUACACUUUUUUGGAAAGAAAGGAAAAGCUGAGCUCAACUUUGAAGAUUUUUAUAGAUUCAUGGAUAACCUCCAAACAGAAGUUUUAGAAAUAGAAUUCCUUUCCUACUCUAAUGGAAUGAAUACCAUCAGCGAAGAAGAUUUUGCUCAUAUUCUUUUACGAUAUACAAAUGUGGAAAAUACAUCCGUAUUUUUGGAAAAUAUGCGUUACAAUAUAGCUGAAGAAAAGGGCAUCACAUUUGAUGAAUUCAGGUCAUUUUUCCAGUUUUUGAACAACCUAGAGGAUUUUGCAAUAGCCUUGAAUAUGUACAACUUUGCAAGUCGUUCUAUAGGCCAAGAUGAAUUUAAGCGUGCUGUCUAUGUGGCUACUGGUCUCAAACUUUCUCCGCAUUUAGUGAACACAGUCUUCAAGAUUUUCGAUGUUGACAAAGAUGAUCAAUUAAGUUAUAAAGAAUUUAUUGGAAUUAUGAAAGACAGACUCCAUAGAGGAUUCCGGGGUUAUAAAACAGUUCAGAAGUAUCCCACUUUCAAAUCCUGUCUGAAGAAGGAACUGCAUAGCAGAUAA